GUCAGGAAGACACAAUUACGGGCAGAAAGAAGAAAGACGGGAAACUGCCGGGACUGAGCGCUUGGUGGACGGACAAGUGCCCAGCAUACCAAACUCUUUCCGAAUUCGGACACCCGGCUGGCAAAGCUUUGGAGAUCUGGUGGCCCGUGGGCAGCCGGCAAAGUCGCAACGAGGGAAAGAGCCAAAGUGUCUUGGGAUCUUCCAGAUCAGUUCUUCACCGGCAGCUCUCAGCUUUUCCGUCUGUCUGCCCGACUGUCCAUCAGUCACUGUGGAAGAAGCCUUAACGACAGAAGACAAGGGACAGAAUUUCCGCGACUUUGAGAUUCAUCAAACAGAGCUAAAGAAGCCUGAAAGAAGCGGAAGAGGAACGAGCUUCUACGGCUGUUCACACAGGCCCUCAGAAUCCACUUCAUUCAGUUGGAGCAAGGUCCUUUGCUGUCCUUCCCUGAGUGUGGCAAAGACUCGAACAUGGGAAGGGCUCGGGAAGUGGGUUGGGUGGCAGCAGGACUGAUGAUUGGGGCAGGGGCCUGCUACUGUGUUUACAAACUAACCAUAGGAAGAGAGGAUGAAGAAAAGUUGGAGGAGGAGGAGGAAGAGGAAUGGGAUGACGAUCAGGAGCUGGAUGAAGAAGAACCAGAGAUUUGGUUCGAUUUAACCUCCAUGGCUCGACCAUGGAGUGAUGAUGGGGAUUGGAACGAGCCUGGGGCCCCGGGUGGCAUAGAGGACAGGUCCUCAGGUGGAGGCAAAGCUACUAGAGCACACCCGGUCAAGCAGCGGCCGUUCCCUUAUGAGCAUAAAAGUACUUGGAGUAUUCAAAGCUUUAAAAAGGUCACUUUCGCUCUUGGCCUCUCCAAGUGUCCUACCAUUCAGGGAAAAAUGUUUGCUCAGCCCACGGGUGCCAACUUUUCAUUCAACCACAAUGUCAAUAGUCAGUUGGCCAGACUCUCCAUUGUGGGAAACACAGUGCCCACUCCCAGCCCGGCUCUUAAGGAGAAGGCUUUGAGUGCCCUGGGUAACUUGAAUGUGAGUGCUGAAAGUCAAGCACAGAUUAAGAUGGACAUCAAUGAAGGGUGCCAGGAAACGGUGUCACGUUGCUGCAACUCACUUCUGCAGCAGGCCGGCUUAAAUUUGUUAAUAAGCAUGACAGUCAUUAAUAACGUGCUUGCCAAGUGCAUGUCAGACUUGAAGUUUCCUGUGAUAACAGGGGGAAGAGGAUGUGCUGAGGUUCAGCUUUUGAAACCGUGGAUGGGGUUGUCGCCAAAGCCAGUCAUGGCAGGGGAAGUGCUGGGCGCUCAAACCCUACUCUCAUUCCUGUCCCUCUUGGCCAGGACCGGAAGUACCGGGAUCCUCCCAGACACUCUGGUCUCUUAAGUGGCCAUCUCCAACAGAGUGGGCCCGAAUCCACUUGAACCCCCUUUGGUGAACGGGCACUUGAGUUCUCAUUCAAAUAUUCUGCGGUGGGUGUGACUGAAGAGCCAACACGAGCCAAUCAUGAGGUGAAAGUGAGGGUGGCUAAAUCCAGGCUGGCACUCUGAUUGGCCAAGCAGGGAUUCCCAUGGAGCUUUGUGUAACUUCUUGGUUUUGCAGUCUGUAGGCAAAGUGCGCUGUCUAUUAUGCCCUUGCAGCUUUCUUCCUGUGGGAAAGGCAUCAUUUUUUCAGGCAGCUGUGGUGAAAGACCAUCCUAUUAGAGAGUCAUGAAGCAUGCCUUGCCUGUAGUGGUCUCAGCUGUCUAUGUUGGGCUACUUUAUGGAGACCAGACCCAUGCCGGAGCUUGUGUGGCAAAUGCAACUGUUGCUGUGUAGGUCAAAUCCCUGGUGACUCUUUCCUCCAUGUGAGCUAAUGGAUGGUGACUCUGUUUAUCCCUACAAAACAGUGCACUCCCCUUUUCUGUCUUGUUCCGAUUGAACCUCACCCAGCUGAGCCUAUGCUUGUGUGUAUCACCAAUAAAGUGUGUGCUGUGAUUG
Messenger RNA from Sorex araneus (European shrew), 1964 nucleotides. RefSeq names its product armadillo repeat containing X-linked 6 (gene ARMCX6). Gene Ontology annotation, cellular component: mitochondrion. The coding region runs from base 469 to 1371 and encodes 300 amino acids. The record is from RefSeq and is a predicted model, not a curated record. Lineage: Eukaryota; Metazoa; Chordata; Mammalia; Eulipotyphla; Soricidae. The transcript has 4 exons.